Molecule: messenger RNA, 312 nt
Organism: Helobdella robusta
Lineage: Eukaryota; Metazoa; Annelida; Clitellata; Rhynchobdellida; Glossiphoniidae
Exons: 2
Coding region: 1-312 (103 amino acids)
Source: RefSeq, a predicted model, not a curated record
AUGAUGAAACGAAGUGGAUAUAAAUGUAAAGAAUGCGGUUUGGCCGCGGCCAGGGCAGCUGACGAGAAAAUGAAAAAAUAUGGGAACGCCCUUCCCUCGAUGGAAUUCUUGCCAAUAUGCAUCGAGGUUCUCGGCCCGAUGGACCCCAACACCCUUAAAUUUCUUAAGGCAAUAUGUAAAAUGAUCAGCGUCAGAUCAGGCGACAGCAGGGAACUGUUUUUCGCAACUAACCACAUUUCGUGCUUGUUGCUGCGGUUCCUGCGUGUCUGUGUGCUUGAAAAUAUCCAACUGAAUGCCGACAUGUGCAAUUAA